This is a messenger RNA of Lasiosphaeria miniovina, 408 nucleotides long. RefSeq lists its product as uncharacterized. Gene Ontology annotation, biological process: nucleoside metabolic process. The record is from RefSeq and is a predicted model, not a curated record. The transcript has 2 exons. The coding region runs from base 1 to 408 and encodes 135 amino acids. NCBI's taxonomy places the organism in Eukaryota, Fungi, Ascomycota, Sordariomycetes, Sordariales, Lasiosphaeriaceae. Gene Ontology annotation, molecular function: catalytic activity.
AUGACGGGCAACCUGAAUCAGCCGCCGACGCUGCUGCUGGCGGCUGUCAACGACCUCGAGGCCAGGUUCCAGAGCGAGGACCACGGGCUGCAAGCCGCCAUCGACGAGGUCCUGAAGAAGCCCAGACUCACCAGCAGGUAUGGAAAGCCAGCCCCGGGCACGGACCGGCUGUUCGGGGCGCACAUGACGCACGACGGCGAGGCGGGCUGCCGCGGCGCAGCGGACUGCGACGCGCUGGUGCGGGACCGCCUUGCCGCGGCCGAGGGCGUGCUCUGCUUCGAGAUGGAGGUGGCCGGGCUGAUGAACCACUUCCCGUGGAUCACGCGGAUGUCGUCAGACAGCUCCUACGCAAGGAUGGAGUUGAUUUGGACGCGAGUGACGAGCGCGAGCGCACGCCCAUCUCGGUAG